AUGGUUGACAUACGCGUUACGGCGUGGGACAGUACUCUCCUCAUAAUCUUUGCGGAAGCCCUUGCGCGUAGCGGAGAAGAUGAUGCGACAGCAGAGACCCUGCUGAACCGCCUCGCCAAAUCAUCUGCUGAAGGGCUCGUCUCAAUGAAAGAUCUCAUCACAAUUAAAGUGCUGUUGUCCCGUGUAUUGCGGCGGUGCAGGAAAACAAACGCCGCCGCAAAGGAGGAAAAGUGGCUUGUCAAGUGGUUUCGCAAGAAUCCGCACUUGAUAGACGACUCAACCCUUCGGAGGCUCCUGAUGCCAGCUGGCGAAGCGCCGAGCCCGAUUCUCGAAUCCCUCGGUGGACCGUCUUGGCUGGAUGGUCGCGAGCACACUGACAAGACUGAUUACCGCCUUUCCAAGUUUUGCUCGAAAUGCUUCGCUCGGGAGCCUAUAGUGAAGCUCUCCCUGUGUUCGAGAUGCAAAAGGCUCUACUAUUGGUGCGACAUUGGGUCUGUGUAG
Molecule: messenger RNA, 501 nt
Organism: Fomitopsis serialis
Lineage: Eukaryota; Fungi; Basidiomycota; Agaricomycetes; Polyporales; Fomitopsidaceae
Exons: 2
Coding region: 1-501 (166 amino acids)
Source: RefSeq, a predicted model, not a curated record